AUGAAUUUCAUCUUCCUAACAAGUCCAAAUUUGCAACUUGAAUUUAUUUUAAUUAGUGUUAUUAAUUAAUAUUAAUAUUAUUAAUAUCAGUAUUGUAUUUGAAUAUACCAAAUAUACAAACAUGGGACAAGUGAAUGAAGCUGAUUAUAUGAGAUCAGAAGUUGCUCUUUUGCAAUUUUCUGAUGCAGAUUUUAAACCUCCACUAUCUCCUACGGUUAUACACAUUCAUGAUCAUCCAACGACCAGUUUUGGCUCAGAAUCUGACCCUUCUUCACCAAGUGUCCAACAAAAUCAACAUCCAAAAGAUGAGUGGCUUCCUAUCACAGAAUCCAGAAAUGGUAAUGCCAGAUUUGCAACUUAUCAUAUUCUUAAUUCCAACAUUGGAUUUCAAGCUCUCAUGCUUCCUGUGGCCUUUGCAACUCUUGGUUGGGCAUGGGGUAGUGUGUGUUUAUCAAUAGCAUUCAUUUGGCAACUUUAUACCAUAUUUCUCCUUAUUGAGCUUCAUGAAUCUCCUUCUGGAAAACGUCACAGUAGAUACCUCUUCCUUGCAAUGUCUGCCUUUGGUGCAAGGUUAGGAAAAAUAGCUGCAUUAUUUCCAGUAAUGUACCUAUCAGGAGGCAGCUGUGUAAUGUUUAUAAUCACCGGUGGUGGGACAAUGAAGCAAUUAUUCAAGAUUCUUUGCGAAAACGAUGAUGGGACGAUGUGCAGCGCGCACUCGCUGAGCGGAGUCGAGUGGUUCUUAGUGUUUACUUGUUUGGCAAUUCUUAUUGCUCAGUUGCCUAACCUUAACUCAAUGGCUGCUAUCUCUUUGGUAGGGGCUGUUGCCUCUAUAAGUUACUGCACACUUUUUUGGUCACUUUCUGUUAAGAAAGGUAGGCCAAUGGGUGUGUCCUACAAUACUACAUUGGUGUCACAAGAAGUUACCGUGGUGAAGAUUAGUGACAUUUUGAAUGCUAUUGGAAUUAUUGUGCUAGCUUUCAGAGGUCACAAUCUUGUGCUUGAAAUUCAGGGGACUAUGCCGUCAAAUUUGAAAGAAACAUCGAAAGAACCAAUGCGUAGAGGAGUGACCAUUGCGUAUAUACUCAUUGCCGCGUGUGUCAUUCCCAUCGCAAUCGCCGGAUUUUGGGCAUAUGGAAAUCAGAUACCUGAUAAAGGAUUGUUAACUGCGUUCCCACAAUUCCACAAAGAACAAGCAACAAAAUUCUCGAUUGGCGCACUUUAUGUUUGGGUGAUACUACAUUGUUUAACUAGCUUCCAAGUCUAUGCAAUGCCUGUAUUUGACAACUUGGAGCUAAGAUACACAGUCAUAAAAAAUCAAAAAUGUCCAAGAUGGUUGAGAACAUGCUUUCGCUUAUUCUUUGGAGGGUUCACAUUUUUUAUUGCUGUAACAUUCCCAUUCUUACCAAGCCUUUCAGCUCUGAUAGGUGGAAUGACCCUAGUGCCUCUCACAUAUGCAUACCCUUGUUUCAUGUGGUUAUCUCUUAAGAAACCUCGUAAAAAUGGUGCAAUCUGGUUGUUUAAUCUUGUACUUGGUUGUUUAGGGAUGCUUCUAAGUGUUCUUUUGGUGGUUGCUGCUAUAAGGACUUUGGCUGAUAAAGGGUUACAUGCUAACUUCUUCAAACCAUAAUUAAGGACAAGCAACCACCCAUGAUUAUUCUUUAAUCUUUUUUUACUAUCAAUAUUAAUUACGCAUGAAUAGGAGGCAAACUGAUAACAAGUUGCGCCGCUAGACCUAUAUGUGUCACCCACCCCACUAUUAAGAUGAGUCUCCCCUUUAGAUAUUUACGGAAAAUUAAUUUUGAAAGUGUACAUAUAGGAUAUAGCGGGGGUUUGAGUUGUUGUAAUAUUGGAAGGUCAAUUUUUAAUCUAUUAUGCUUUAUGAAAUGGACUAUAGUAUUAGUACCAAA
Medicago truncatula (barrel medic) is the source of this 1907-nucleotide messenger RNA. Its product is annotated as lysine histidine transporter-like 8. The transcript has 5 exons. Lineage: Eukaryota; Viridiplantae; Streptophyta; Magnoliopsida; Fabales; Fabaceae. The record is from RefSeq and is a predicted model, not a curated record. The coding region runs from base 122 to 1627 and encodes 501 amino acids.